CGCGGGCAGACUCAGCUGAGUGUUCGUUGUGAGUUGUUGUUACCACAACUAUGGCACGUACCAAGCAAACGGCUCGCAAGUCCACUGGUGGCAAGGCGCCCCGCAAGCAGCUUGCUACAAAGGCAGCUCGCAAGUCUGCUCCAGCCACUGGAGGAGUCAAGAAACCCCACCGUUACAGGCCUGGAACCGUUGCUCUCCGUGAGAUCCGCCGUUAUCAGAAGAGCACUGAGCUGCUUAUCAGGAAACUGCCUUUCCAGCGCCUGGUGCGUGAAAUUGCUCAGGAUUUCAAGAUUGACCUCCGCUUCCAGUCCUCUGCUGUCAUGGCUCUCCAGGAAGCUUCCGAGGCUUACCUCGUGGGUCUGUUUGAAGAUACCAACCUGUGCGCCAUCCAUGCCAAGCGCGUGACUAUCAUGCCAAAGGACCGACUAAGGACGAGGUGCAACCCUCCACCCAUCUCCAUCAACUGGAGGUCUGCAAGCCCUGCCAGUGGCGUAGUCCCCUCGGCUGUGGUGGAGCUGGCAACUGCCCUGUCACACCAGCCUACCGCCGACUCAGGGCCAGGAGUGGGUAGAGAGGAGCUCAGCCGACCCCGUAAGUUGGCAGAAAUUGUGAAGGCCAUCCACUACUCUCUUUUGUGUAGAACUCAAGCUGAAUGUCCUCACUUCUGA
Molecule: messenger RNA, 668 nt
Organism: Scylla paramamosain (green mud crab)
Lineage: Eukaryota; Metazoa; Arthropoda; Malacostraca; Decapoda; Portunidae
Product: histone H3-like
Exons: 4
Coding region: 51-668 (205 amino acids)
Cellular component (GO): nucleosome
Molecular function (GO): protein heterodimerization activity; structural constituent of chromatin; DNA binding
Source: RefSeq, a predicted model, not a curated record